GGGGGGAGGUAGUUGUGCAGCGGUAGCGGGGAGCGAGAGGAGUAGGCGGAGGAGGAGGCGCUGCUGCUGCUGCUGCUGCUCCGAUGCUGGAGCUGGGGCUGUGCGGGGUGCCAGCGCAGGUGCUCGGGGUGGUGCAGGGCGCGCUGUGUCGCAAAGGAGGAGCGAUGGCGGCCGAGUUGGAACCCACGCCCGAGCAGCUGGCGGCGAUCGCGGUGGAGAACGAGGAGGAGGACGCGCUGGACUACAAGCCGCCCGCCCAAAAGUCCAUCCAGGAGCUGGUGGAGCUGGACAAGGACGACGAGAGCCUUCGCAAGUACAAGGAGACGCUGCUGGGGGCCUCGCCCAUCGUCGCCGAUCCCACGGUGGCAAACGUGCAGGUGACGCGACUCACGCUGCUGUGCGAGACGGCGCCUGGGCCUCUCACCAUCGACCUCACCGGUAAUCUGGAGACGUUCAAGAAGGAGUCGUUUGUGCUGAAGGAGGGAGCCGAGUACAAGAUCAAGAUUAAUUUCAAGGUGAACCGUGAGAUCGUGUCCGGCCUCAAGUACAUCCAGCAGACGUACAGGAAAGGCGUCAAGGUGGACAAGACGCACUACAUGGUGGGCAGCUACGGUCCGCGCGGCGAGGAGUACGACUUCACGACCCCGCUGGAGGAGGCGCCCAAGGGGUUGCUCGCCCGCGGCACCUACAACGUCAAGUCCCAGUUCACCGACGACGACCAGCACGACCACCUCUCCUGGGACUGGAACAUCACCAUCAAGAAGGAGUGGAAGGACUGAGCGGUGGCGGCGGCGUUGUCGGGGGGGGGAGGGGAGAAGGAGGAGUAGAGGGGAGAUGGUGGGGGAGGGUAGGGAGGGAAGGAGGAGUAGGAUAGAUGGGGGGAAGGAGAGAGAUGGGGGGAAGGAGAGAGGAGAGGGGAAGGAGGAGGGAAGGGGUGUUCCCGGCAGGGCUUAAUUUCAACCGGUAUCUUCGUGCGCAUCACGAAAAAAAAAGACUCGCAUGUGUACGUGCUGACGACGCUGUUGCUUUGCACAUCUUUAGUGUACGGCUCUUGACUCGACGCACGGUACCCACGCACACGGCGUGCGCGAGCGGUGACGGCGAUUGUCAGGGGUCGCGGUUCAUGCGGAAUUUUCGCACCAAGCGUAAAUUCUAUUAAAAAAAACUAAUUUCAACUCGGUUCCUCGUUUCUGAUACUUGCCGGCGGUGAUGUCACCACCGCCGCCGGACGGCGACGCCCCACGGCCCUUUGCGCUCGCGAUCCGCCAACUUCCCGUUCGUGCUGCCAUCUUGUAAAACCACCGCCUUGUAGCCGCGCGCCGCCAUUCGGCCGUGCAGGUGACGAACGAGCGAUGGUUUUAUCGGCUCGAACCUUUCGGGCCGACGACUCCGUCGGGUCUUUCGUUUUUCUCUCGGAUGACGCGCCGCGAUGGUUUUCUGAUUUGGAUUUUCGUCAUUUCUCUGCGAAACUCGUCGGGACUGAGAACGCCACGUUCACCAGGCGUGUGCCGUGUCUGCAAGCAGCUGGGCUUGGAUGCGAGGCUUCUUAUCGUCCUCCUCUGCUCGCUGUCUCUGACUUGAGAAUUCAUCUCGGACCCCCGUACUCCCACCGCCGUCACCACCGUCAGCUCGUUAGCGACGAACGGGGGGGGGGGGGGGGGGGGGCCUUCGGAAUUCCUGCCACCGGUUUUUGUUGUUGUUUUUGCCGUCGCAAACAUCACUCGGGUAGCCGUCACCGGAGAAUUCUACUUUUUAGUUUGCGUCGGUGACCCAGAUAAUAAUAUUUCCGCGCCCGGUACACUGCGUCCAGUAUUUUUCUCCUCGCUGUUGCCGUGGCUUUUACACCACUAGCCGACGCGUGCCUAACUCUGGCGCAGCAUGCCAACAACACGGAGACUGAAAAAAGAAAUAUUUCAUUUUGAGAAAUUAAACCCUGCUUGUUGUUACUGCAUGGUCAGUGCGGGGGGGAGGGAAGGGGGAGAGUGUGCUUCGCAUGGCGUGUGUGUGUGUGUGCGUGUGUGCGUGCGCGCAUCCGCGAGUCUUUGUUAAUCGUCGUAGCUGGUAACUCGGAGGGGGGGGGGCAUGGUUUGGAGUCUGCGGCUCUUAAUUGUUUCCAUGGUCCGGACGCCCUCCGCUCUUGACUAACGAUACAAAUCAUCGCUGCUGCCGUCGCUCGCUCUCGAUAUUUUGCAUUCUGAAAGCAUUCCAGCAAAACCCCGUCGCCUUAUGAUUUUUCGACGAUGUUUCUAACCGUUACCACUGGGGUUUUCUUUUUGUUUAAAUAUCCAUUCCUCUAUCUGCUUUGCGUUUGCUCGUUUUUAUUUGCGUUAUUGUCGGUGUGUGUGUGUGUGUUUGCGUGUGUGUUUUGAACUUUCAAGUCCCGUCGGUUAAAAACGACUUCUAACUGCAACUGACUACUGCUAACGCGUCAAACUUAAAUGGGCUAUCGACUCACAGGGCCAGCACCCACGUGGUCUGGGAAAAGGGGGCAGGGAGAGGGAGGGCAGCACCAUCCCCCAUUGUCUCGAUGACCACGCCUCCAAACUCAAAGCACCAAUAGCAGCCUCCUCCCAUUGUCCCUCUAGCUCUGCCCCCUCAAACUCAAAGCACCAAUAGAAAUCCUCCCAUUGUAUCGCCUCUCCCCAUUGGCCAGACGCCUCCUCCCAGUCAGCGAACGAGCUCGCACCCCCCGCGUUACCAUUGGCUGGUGCCCUGUGCAGCUGUGGAGUCGAUGGUUCCACGGUGGCGAGAUGUUCACCACCUCACCUGGUCUACAGGAGGACGUGGGUUCGAUCCAAACCCCUUGACGCCUGCUGCUGUAUAUUUGGAGUUUGCGUGUUCUCCCUGUCGCUCCCCGUGAUCGCGUGGAUUUGUUUUUUUUCUCCUGGUCCUCCACAUUUAGAAUCAACAUUGUGCAUUUAGAGUGUUUUGGCUGUCUGUACAUUUCCGCGUAAUGAGAAAAGCCACUUCGUCGAGCUAUCAUUUGUGAUGGCCAGGCCGAUUCUUAAAAAAAAAGCUAUACAGUUCAGCGGGUCUUACCUGGUAAAGUAAAAUAAAAAAUAGUUUAGUUUUAGAAACGAGUGUCCCAUUCACUUUAGCAGGGUUACAGGCGCAGCCCUGCAAUAGCUUGGCUCACCCCACUUGGUGGAAGGGCUCCCACUGGAGGGAGCUCCUCGAGAAGAGGGUGAUUUGGUCUACUCUUUCACAUUGACCGAGACGCGUUGGAAGAGCCACCUUUUCGAUGAAUCGGGGUUUAAAGUGACCUCCAUUGUCGCUUGCGUUGAAACCUCGAUUGCGUUUCCGAAUCACUUUCAAUAAUAAUCGCGGAUUAUACUCGACGCCAAAUGGCUGAGCAACCGCUGGGCGAAAUGCGGUGCUGUUCGAUUCACGUUUGGACAAUUGAUGGGGACAUUGAUUUACAAAUUGUGGAUUCACCAUUCCCGUGUGGUGAUACAAGCUCGAGGCCAAGUCUGCUUGGUGCUCUUUAAUGUUUGCUUUAAUUACCUCUCAAAUAAAUGCGUUGAUGACGUAACUAAUGAGAAUGCAACACAUUCGUCAACAACAACAACAGCAAUCAAUUCCACGAUCUGCCUAAUUGUAUUCGGUCCUUUUACGGCAACUGUUGUUGACAAAUGUGUUGGGAGCAUCGAAGCCAAAUUCCAUCGCGCGAUCACGGGCGGGGAAGUGGACAGCGAGAGUCCAAUCAAUGGGACACGCACGUGAUUCGUUUCGUCCGACCGCAGGUGGGAUUCUGCCUCGUCAGGCUAUGAGGCAGACAGCAGACAGCCCCCCCCCAGAAAGGCAACAACAACAACAACAAAAUCGGUCGCUGUGCACAACCAACACAAGAAGUGAAACCGAACCGCAAAAUCUUACAGCAGUCGCCGGAUCGCAAGACGCGUGCCCCGGGUGUUCAUUGCCUCGUCUUGUGCACGCGAGGUCUGUGGGUUCGAUCGUGGCCCUGACCGUCUGCUGCAUAAGUUGCAUGGACGGUUUGCGUGUCUGUCUCUCUAUCUCUCUGUGUGCCGUGGUCGCGUGGAUUUUUCUCCGGGCUCCUCCGGGUUUCCCCCCCCCCCCCUCCACAUUUAGAAUCGACAUCACGCGUUUUAGUGUAUUUGGCCACUGCUAUUCCCGCGUGAUUAUAAGCCACUUCGUUGAGCUAUAAUUUGUGAUAGCUAUGUUGCUCAGCGGGCGAAAUAAAAAUAAAAGUUUCGUUUUAAUAAUUUAGUAAGACGCACCUACUUGACACAGCGCCGCACCAACCCCUCUCAACAACAACAUCAACAACAUCGAGCCUCGUUUGUGCCCGAGUGCCAACACAGUUACACGUCUCGUCUCGCGCGCACCCCCCACCGGAUUAUCACAAUCGCACGGCACCACGCACGCCACAACUUGUGCUAGAAAUCCAGCGGGUGGCGAAAGUGCGUCCAUUCAUAAUCCGCCGAAGGAAUCGAGCCAGCGGUCUUGCAAACACAAAAAAAGAUUUCCCGAUCCGGAGAUCGUUUCCAUCCUCGAACCCAGUGGUUUUUCACGAAUGUUCACAUUGGGGGGGGGGGGGGGGGGGGGGGUGGGACAGGGGCGACUUUCGCCGGUAGGACGUCAAUCUGUGUGAGGAGGGCCGCGACACAAUUUGAAAACCAUUUGUUGGAGUUUGACAGCGGCACGAUGAUGAUGAUGGGGGGGGGGGGUAUCACAAGGCGUGUGCAUUGUCGGGGUGGCCCGCUUGAGAGGCAGCGAGGGGGCCGCCAGUGUCCCCGCGAGACUUGCAAUGAAGAACACCGCUCUCAGCGCCCCCCCUCCCCCUUCCUUCGUCUCUUCUCCCAGCUCGUCCCCAUGCGUGCUCCAUCCUCGUGCGCCCCGCUCCUCUCUACAACAUGCGUUACUGCAUCCCCCCCCCCCCCAAACCUCACCCCCAAAUCGUCCUCGGCUGCGUCCAUGUGACAGCAGCAGCAGUGGAGGACCCCCCCUACCCCCUCUGCCCCCCCCUUCCCCCUCCGCCCCCCCCCUUCCCCCUCCGCCUCCCCCUUCCCCCUCGGGCCCAUACCCAUCGUCGUGUGUGGAUGUCCGCGUUGUGGUUGCUGGUCAUCGUCGUGGUGGUGGUGGUUGAUGACGCAUCGCUUGCUCGUUCGUGAUUUCGUUUCGGGUGCAGAGCCAGGAGGAGGAGAGGUUGGGGGAGAUGAUGGGAGAUCAGUGUGGGGGGGGGUGUUGGUUCAUGAGAGAUGUUUGGGGGGGGUCCACCCCCCCCCCCGCCGCCUCCUGGUUGAUGUUGUCCUCCUGUGAUCAUGUCCCUUGGGCUCCCUACUUCCUCUUGCUGCCUGGUGCGUUACCGCGGUGAAGGAUGUCAAUAAAGAACCGGAGUUGGGUCCGUCCGUGCUCUCAC
Molecule: messenger RNA, 5380 nt
Organism: Lethenteron reissneri (Far Eastern brook lamprey)
Lineage: Eukaryota; Metazoa; Chordata; Hyperoartia; Petromyzontiformes; Petromyzontidae
Product: rho GDP-dissociation inhibitor 1-like
Biological process (GO): Rho protein signal transduction
Cellular component (GO): cytosol; cytoplasm; membrane
Molecular function (GO): protein binding; Rho GDP-dissociation inhibitor activity
Source: RefSeq, a predicted model, not a curated record